AUGUCUCCCUCCAUUAAGGGAAAGCAUCCAGAGUCCACAAAAAUUCAGACGGUUUCAUCGAGAAACCUGUCGAUAGGAGUUGGUGAAAUCCACGAAUUCAAAUCUCCAAUCUCACGACAUGAACUUAGUUAUAAAGAGGCCCAAGCUAACCUAGCGCUUGUGGCCCAAUCCGGCUACAAACCUGAAUUACGAAGAAACUUCUCCACUUUGGCGCUCUUAGGAUGUGGUUUCGGUCUCACCAACUCAUGGUGCGGCAUUUCUGGCUCCUUGGUCACAGGAAUUUCCAGCGGUGGGCCAAUGAUGAUUGUUUAUGGUAUCGUCAUAAUAGCAUGUGUUUCACUGGCGGUAGCCAUCUCUCUAUCGGAGCUUGCAAGUGCUAUGCCAAACGCUGGUGGUCAAUAUUAUUGGACGAUGAAGUUGGCACCACGCAAAUAUGCCCCUAUAGCUUCGUAUAUGUGUGGUGCUUAUGCUUGGGCUGGCUCUGUCUUCACUAGUGCCUCCGUCACCAUUACUUUAGGGCAAGCUAUCGUUGGACUUUAUUACCUUGGCUCUGGCAAUACAGAUGCUCCACCUAGGUGGGCAAUUUUUAUUACCUACGAGAUUUUGAAUAUUAUUCUAAUGGUGUUCAACAUGUGGGAGAAGCCUCUCCCAAUGAUCUCGCAAUCGGCCUUGUAUGUGUCUUUGCUUUCAUUCGUAGUGAUAACGAUCACCGUGCUCGCCAAAAGCUCAGGCCAUUAUCAGUCUGCAAGCUUUGUCUUUUCAGACUUCAGCAAUGGAACCGGCUGGUCUUCUUCUGGUAUUGCGUUCAUAGUUGGAUUGAUCAACCCAAACUGGUCUUUCAGUUGUCUUGACGCUGCUACUCAUCUUGCCGAAGAAACGCUAACGCCCGAGACUGAUAUCCCCAAGGCAAUUAUUGGGACUGUGCUUAUAGGAUUCUUCACUUCGUUCAUCUAUGUCAUUGCGAUGUUUUUUUCCAUAAGAAAUCUCGAUGAUAUACUUAAAUCAAACAUCGGUGCCCCGAUUUUGGACAUAUGUCAUCAGGCUAUAGGAAACAGGGGUGGAGCCAUUGUCUUGGGAUGCUUUUUCGUGCUUACGCUCGUCGGGUGUAACAUCUCAUCCCAUACCUGGCAGGCUCGUCUCUGUUGGUCCUUCGCCAGAGACAACGGAUUGCCAGGGUCUAGAUGGUGGUCAAAAGUCUCUAGAACAGGAGUUCCCGUGUAUGCACAUCUCAUGUCUUGCGGUUGGUGUGCAAUCAUUGGUUGUAUCUACAUGGCAUCAACUACAGCGUACAACGCUGUUGUUAUUGGGUGCAUUCUGUUCUUGUUGAUUUCAUACUCCAUCCCCAUCGUCUUCAUGUUGUGUAGAGGAAGAAGCAAUAUUUCCCACGGACCUUUCUGGACUGGCAAGAUUGGGUUGAUUUGUAACAUUGUCGUGGUUUUGUGGACUGUGUUUGCAGUUGUCUUCUACAGUCUACCACCCGUGAUGCCGGUCACCGCAGGUAACAUGAACUACGUUUGUGCUGUCAUUGCUGUUUUUACGGCUUACGUUAUAUUGUAUUGGUACUGCAGGGGAAAGAAGACUUUUAAGACAAUCGAGGAAAGAACAGAACUCAUCCCUGAAUUGACUCAAAUAGUUUCGCUGCAAAUGAUGGAGAUCGAGAUGAUGAAUGAAGGAAAAGUAUAG
Molecule: messenger RNA, 1683 nt
Organism: Candidozyma auris
Lineage: Eukaryota; Fungi; Ascomycota; Pichiomycetes; Serinales; Metschnikowiaceae
Exons: 1
Coding region: 1-1683 (560 amino acids)
Biological process (GO): transmembrane transport
Cellular component (GO): membrane
Molecular function (GO): transmembrane transporter activity
Source: RefSeq, a predicted model, not a curated record